Molecule: messenger RNA, 421 nt
Organism: Gracilinanus agilis (Agile Gracile Mouse Opossum)
Lineage: Eukaryota; Metazoa; Chordata; Mammalia; Didelphimorphia; Didelphidae
Gene: UPK1B
Product: uroplakin 1B
Exons: 4
Coding region: 1-384 (127 amino acids)
Cellular component (GO): membrane
Source: RefSeq, a predicted model, not a curated record
AUGGCCAAGGGUGACUCCACUGUGCGCUGCUUCCAAGGCCUUCUGAUUUUUGGAAAUGUGAUUAUUGGAGAAAAGUGCUGUGGUGUGAAUGGUCCAUCAGACUGGCAAAAAUACAAGUCAGCCUUCCGGGAUGAGAAUAAUGAUGCUGACUACCCUUGGCCUCAUCAGUGCUGCGUUAUGGACGCUCUCUAUAAGCCACUCAAUCUCGACGCCUGUAAACUUGGUGUGUCUGGUUACUAUCACAGCAAGGGCUGCUACGAGCUGAUCUCAGGACCAAUGAACCGACAUGCCUGGGGUGUUGCAUGGUUUGGAUUUGCCAUUCUCUGCUGGACUUUCUGUGUUCUCCUGGGCACCAUGUUCUAUUGGAGUAGAAUUGAAUACUGAAAACAAGAGUGGCACCAUUGUUCUUCAUUCCUCCCAA